This is a messenger RNA of Neoarthrinium moseri, 1434 nucleotides long. RefSeq lists its product as uncharacterized. NCBI's taxonomy places the organism in Eukaryota, Fungi, Ascomycota, Sordariomycetes, Amphisphaeriales, Apiosporaceae. The coding region runs from base 1 to 1434 and encodes 477 amino acids. The transcript is spliced from 6 exons. The record is from RefSeq and is a predicted model, not a curated record.
AUGGCCGGCCAUAAGAAACACCACUUUAGUAAAGAUGAGAAAAAGCACCACCGUGACGUUACUGCUGUAAAUUGGGGGGACUGGCAGUGGUCCGACGAAUAUCAGAGUAACUUUCAACUGGGCUAUGAUUCAAAAGGGAAGGUCAUUGACCAGCGCUGGAGUGAUAGCACAGACACACCGAGGACUGCACCUGCCAUAGAUGAUGAAUUGGCAGGGGGCAUGGGUGGAAUGUCGCUUGGGGCCGAGCCUGGCGCUGGUGGCUCAUCCGUAAGCUCGACAUCGUCGUGGGGUUCUCAUUAUCCAUCCUAUAGCCAUGACCAGCACCUGAAAGGCAAAGCGAAAAGCCACAGCAGAGAUGAAGGAUCGGAAAUGCUUCCCGCUGACGCGACAUCCGCUUUCGACCCUGUUGCUUAUGAAGAUGAAGACGCGACGGCCUCUGCCUACAAUACCAGUGCCUAUGCAGAUAGUUACGGUCUUGCCAGUGAUGAUGGUGGCGACCCUGAGUUUGAACAAGCUCUUCAUGCUAGCAAACAGACAUAUUACGGCCAAACGACUGCAGGUGAAUCUUCCAGCUCUGCCUCAGGAGGCUUUGACCAGCAAUCGUCCAACUAUUACGGAGGAGCUGGCCAGGCUUCGUCCGAAUAUUACCCCGAGACCGGCCAGGCUUCUUCGGACUAUUACUCCGGAACUGGCUCGAGCUCGAACUACUUGACUGCUCAGGAGGAUGACGAUUACCAAGAUGAUGGAACCCAUACGCCAACGCAGGCUGGCCCAAGUCAGAUCUCUCAGCACAGAGCUCCGCUGAUCUCUGGUACGAGUAAUUAUGCUUUUGACGACAGUGAGUACAACACAUCAACAUCAUCGCACGGCACUGACCGCGUCAAGGGUUCAGCGUCCAACCAUCAAGGUUAUUCGUUCCUGGUGUUUAAACUUGUCUGGGCCGAACCAAGAGGCCAGUCUAGUAAGAAGUUUGCUGGCAACUCGGAGGCCCCGUUUACCGAAGCGGGCAAGAAACGGGUGGACGGCGAAAUGUUCUAUACCGGAGUCCGCCGUUUUGUUGUCACUGCUUCUGAGAGUGGCAGCAGCAUCUGUGUCCCAAUCCUUACCUACGAGGGUCGGGGCUGCAACAAACCUGGUGUCAGAGCGGAAAAUCAUGGAAUCGUGUAUGAGCCGCCGAGCCCUCCCACACGACUUCGGGGCGAGCCCCAACAUGGCUUUGACCCUGUACGUAUGGAGAUUUAUGUGGAAGGUGAGACGCUCGUUGCAGAGUCUCGUAUCAACUACUCCAAGCUGGUAACCAUAGAGCACAACAUCAACGUCCUGUUCAUAGGCAGAAUCUACGGCGAGGAUUUCGAAGCCGUCUCUAGAGCAGUCGACGAAUGCUGGGCGCGGAGAAUUCGCCGCCCAAAGAAGAGUAACAAGAAGCGCCGCUAG